AUGAAUGGUCAAGCGGAGCGUUGUGACCGUACAGCCUACGUCUCGGGUCUUCAGCCGACAGUUUCGGAUAUUGAACUUUUCGAAGUCUUUAAUCGAACUGCGCACGUUGAAAAGGUUAUUGUUCGAAAUGGAACAGUUCGUCACGCUCUUGUCGUCUUCAAAACAGUGAACGGCCUCUAUCAAGUGCUCGUCAAUUUCCAAGGAACAACUCUUCAUGGUCGUCAACUUCAUAUUCGUCCAUUGAGAGAAAGUUCUCAUGCGAAUAGCGAAACGAUUACAACAAUGUUUGAAAAAGCGAAAAAUCAGGGAGGAAGACCAGAGAACCAGAAAUCACAUCAACGUCCUUCUUCUGCACAAGAAAUGACAACUCAGACCCAAGAUCCUCCACCACAAUAUUCCACGUCGUCUUCUUCAUACACUUCUCAUCGGAAUCACCAUAACCAAAAUGCUCAUCAUCAAAAUCCACAACACCAUAGCUACCACAAUCCCAGUUCGCAACAAUACAGCCAGAAUCAACGCGGAUAUCGAAAUUCAUCAGGAAGUAACGGUAGUAGUGGGUUGUAUGGUCGACGACGGAAUGGUGGAUACAAUCGGAGUGCUGGAUUCCAAAAUGAAUCAUAUUCUGGAAAUGGAGUAGGUGUGACGAUGUUCGAUAACCAUCCAGUUCAACAAUACACCGGAUUUCAACAAAAUCAAGAUAUCCAAUUUGAUGAUUAUGCAGAAGGAGCGAAAAGAUUCGACAAUCUUGCCAACCUGAUUCGGGCGAGCACUCCAACGGACCCAUUCGCUAAUUAUCACAAAAAUUCUGAUGCAUCCAGUUGUGCAAUAUCACCAACUCCACAACAAAGAUCUCGUGCCUUAUCGGCAAGAGAUUUCAAGCAACCUCCACCAACGUGGAAAAUGGAACUCAGAAUCAAGAAUGAGAUGGCUGAAGCACAAGCAGCCGCUGAUAGAGCAAGUGAAGCACACCAACAAUUUCCACAACCAUUGUCAAUGUCUCCGCAAGAAUUUCUGGCACAAAUUGCGCAACAAGCAACGAUUCCUGCUGCCGAAAAACAAGGAACUGACUAUCAAGGAAUGAGGAAGAAACGCCCGAAUCUAUCAGUCAUCAAUCCUUCGCUCUUCUAUGAGCAGUAUCCACGAACUUCCUCGCCUGUCGCUUUUGUUCCAAAUACCACUUCCAAUUCUGACAAGAAUCCCUCGCCACACGAUCCUGCAGUUCUUGCUUAUAGUCGCCUCCGGGCUCCACAAUCAGCAUUCGAAGGUCUUUCACCAAUCGACACGAAUAAUUGUUCAUUUAUUACAAAACAUUUGGGCCCGACAGCUGAAAUUCCAUCCAACAAAAGUCGUGAUUUGACUAACGAAGAAUUAUCAGACAUGAUUGUAUCAACUGGAAAUCUUCGUAUAAACCCAACAAUUACUGAUUCCUUUGUUGAGCCAACUCAUCCAGAAGAGCCGGCUCCAUGGUCUCCUCUGAAACGUCUUCGUGCUGAAAGUGGAUCAUUGUCAGCUGCUCCAAUUGCCUCUCCUCAGUUUUCACCAAUAAAAUCGAAAUCGGUGGACGAAUUAUGUGAUAAUGACACAGAAGAUGAUGACGUGUUUGGUGGUUCAGAGAAUAAAGAGACAUCUGGAGACAAAGAGAGGCAACAGACUGUGGCUCCGGUGGUGGAGCAAAAGAUUUCUGAUUUCGAGGACAUUAACAACAGCCGAUUACCAUCGAAUUCUCAUUCGGCUGCUCCGAGUUCCGAUCAGAAGAGUUUUGUAUUUCCUCCGGAAUACCCUAUGUGCCGACAUUCAUCGGUUCCAUCAAUUGCUCAUCUUGUUGGAGAUCUAUCAGAUUUCUGUCCGCUUUCUCCGCAUUUGACUGCCGGCGAAAAAAUGCUCAUUGGCGGUGGUGAUGACUCUGUGUAUCCUGAGAAUACAGAAGACGUUGACAAGACUUCCGAAGAAAAGACAUCAUCUGAUGAGAAGUCUUCUGAAGACGUUGAGAUUAUGACGACACCAGAAAUCAAUACGGAAGCACUGAAGGUAUCAAAUGUCGCCGUGUAA
Caenorhabditis remanei is the source of this 2049-nucleotide messenger RNA. RefSeq lists its product as uncharacterized. NCBI's taxonomy places the organism in Eukaryota, Metazoa, Nematoda, Chromadorea, Rhabditida, Rhabditidae. Gene Ontology annotation, molecular function: single-stranded RNA binding. The coding region runs from base 1 to 2049 and encodes 682 amino acids. The transcript has 6 exons. Gene Ontology annotation, cellular component: nucleus. Gene Ontology annotation, biological process: regulation of alternative mRNA splicing, via spliceosome. The record is from RefSeq and is a predicted model, not a curated record.